Molecule: messenger RNA, 1524 nt
Organism: Talaromyces amestolkiae
Lineage: Eukaryota; Fungi; Ascomycota; Eurotiomycetes; Eurotiales; Trichocomaceae
Exons: 5
Coding region: 1-1524 (507 amino acids)
Biological process (GO): regulation of DNA-templated transcription
Cellular component (GO): nucleus
Molecular function (GO): transcription cis-regulatory region binding; zinc ion binding; DNA-binding transcription factor activity, RNA polymerase II-specific
Source: RefSeq, a predicted model, not a curated record
AUGACAUCCACAACACCAGCUGUGAAGAGAAGAGCAUGUGUGGCGUGCACGAUUGCCAAGGCGAAAUGUACUCCACAGACUGUCAAUAUGUGCCAGCGAUGCGCUCGUCUGGGGAAGUCAUGUACAUACCUUGAUAUUCCGCAGACGAAGCGGAAACACAGAGCUGCACCAAGCCGGGUGGAGCUGCUGGAGAAAAAGGUCGAGCAAUUGAAGUCGCAGCUGGCUGUCUUGACCAGACAGAAUGGGCAGACAUUGCCCGAAACUUUCACACCACUCACCGAUAAUGACUUGGGCUCCUCUCGCACCUCUGACCUGGACUCUGCAGAUAUUAGUACGCUGCUAGAGGUUGCUAAAGACCCAGCCCAUGGCAUCCACCCGCCGACCAGCUCUGUACUGUCGGGCCAGCUGUCUAUCGUGGAGCGAGGGCUGAUGAGCGAAGCAGAAGCUGAACGCUUAGUUGCGACUUAUCGGUUGGAAUUUGUCCACAGAUUUCCAUUUGUACUACUCGCACCUAGUGAGACAGCCCCUGAUAUAAAUCCGGAUGAGCAUCGAGCGCUACUCGGUACAUAUCGGUUGUCGAAUAGCCUGUCUUACUCACUUGGUCGGCCGACUGGUAUAGAGCAUGACUCUCGGAUCGACGAGCGCAUUGCAAGUCUAGAAUAUAUGGAGCAUCUGUCGGAUCGUUGCAUUACACCAUUUAUCCGCCUACAGUCAUUUGUGACGACAAUGGAUGAAGUAUAUGCUUCUGUACAAGCGAGCGGUGGGAGGACUGCUGUACAAGUUAUACGCAACUCACUGCAACGACAAUUCGAUAGCAUGAGGGCACUUGUAGAGGUAGACCUCUCAAGCUGUCCUUCCUCCACAGGGAACACAGUGCUCAUCGAAAUCAAACGCGCGGAGAUGCGGCUUGACGAGCUAUCUCUUCGGGAAAAGCUAUGGAAUACAGAGCCUGCGAGCCCUGUCCGGAUAGCAAUGCUGAUUGGUAUAAUCCAGCGGAGCAGAGAGCUCAUUCAUAUGAUCAGAAACCUCCCGUCGUCGGAGAUUGACCAUCUGACGGUAUCAACAAGUGCCAAUUUAUGUGCUGCAAUAGGCUACAUGCCCAUUGCUGUUUUGAGUCUCGUGAAUCUUAUAAGUACCAGCUCUGUCGACUCUGCCAUAGAGGCCCAGGUGCAGGCCGUCGCUGAUGUGGCUGAGUAUCCUAGUAUUGUCACAGAGCUUGCUAACACGCUGGAAAUGAAGUUUGAGGGAAUGUCUGCUGCAGACAAAGAGGCAGAUAUUGUGGGGAGCAUUUGCACGAAGAUGCGGCUGUUGGCACGCUGUUAUCCAUAUCAGAUCAGGGCAAUUGGUGGGAAUAAGCACCUAUCCCAAGAUGCGAGGCAGCAUACGUCCACGAUGGCAGUUGACGCAAACGAGGGUAUAAUGACACAAGCCUGGCCGUCUAUUUAUGGAGAUCUGGACGAUAUUUUUCCUAUCGAUGACAUUCAGUGGGAUCAGCUAUUGAGCGAUUUUACCGGUUUUAGCUAG